AUGCCCCCCGGUUCCCGCCUCAGGCGACAGAGCACUGACGAGUCGCUCUCGAAGCCACGCGUGCUGACUCGUUCUCCUCCCCCUUCUCCUCAGGCCGACAAACCACGUCCCAGGGAGCCCUACCCAGUCCCCAGCAACAACCCGGCCAGUCAGUACACUCUGUUAGAGAAGCUGGGAACGGGGAGCUUCGGUACAGUGUACAAGGCCAUACACAAUGAGACGAAGCAGAUAGUAGCAAUCAAGCAAAUAGAUCUGGAAGAUUCAGAUGAUGAUAUUUCUGAAAUCCAGCAAGAGAUUGCCAGCCUUGCUCAGUGCGACUCUGAGUACGUCACGCGCUACUAUGGAUCCUUCGUAGUAGCGUACAAACUUUGGAUCGUGAUGGAAUACCUUGCCGGCGGUUCUUGUCUCGAUCUACUCAAGGCAGGGAUAUUUUCAGAAGCCCACAUCGCUGUGAUAUGUCGGGAGUUGCUACUAGGAUUAGAUUACCUUCACACUGAAGGAACGAUACAUCGCGACAUCAAGGCCGCGAACGUUUUGCUCUCGUCGUCGGGCAAAGUCAAACUCGCAGAUUUUGGCGUCGCCGCGCAACUCACGAACACCCUUCGCCACACCUUCGUUGGCACUCCCUUCUGGAUGGCCCCAGAAGUCAUCCGACAGGCGGGCUAUGACUCGAAAGCAGAUCUCUGGAGUCUCGGAAUCACCGCCAUCGAGAUGGCAAAAGGCGAACCCCCGCUUGCAGAGUAUCAUCCAAUGAGGGUGCUGUUCCUGAUUCCUAAAGCAAAACCCCCGGUGCUUGAAGGCGCGUUCACCGCGACAUUCAAAGACUUUGUGGCUCAGUGUCUCACCAAAGACCCUAAACUACGACCUACGGCCAAUGAAUUACUCCAGCACAAGUUCAUUCGGGGUGCACGUAAGACGUCGUACCUUACUGAGCUCAUCGAAAGGUACCAGGAUUUCCGCACGCGAUCGCCCCCGAAAGGCAACCAGAUGUAUCAGGCUUCAGUGCGGAAUAGCGUCGCCUGGGACGCGAACAACACCAUGCGUAGCGAAUGGAACUUCACAACGGUCAAGUCUGUUUCAGCGAUGGGCACCUUCCGUAGCAUGGCGAAAGAUUUGACUAUGCCACCGGGUAUGAUCCCGGACGAGGAAGACGAAGACGCGUAUGCAGCCGAGGACGAUCGUAACACGAUAGAUACUGGAGGCGCGACCAAAGGCAGUGACCCAUUGGUAAACGGCGGACUUGGUAUGAACCAUGACGCUGCACAUUCGACCGUCAUCAUCAAGCCACCGCCUGCGCCCAUAGAGAAGGAUCUACCCGCCCUUCUCGCCGAAGCGUCGACCAACCCAUCGGACGACGUGCCACAAGGCGCACCGCCAGCGUACACUGGUUCAAUAAGAUCGACAAACAGGCGAGCUUCUUAUGCGGCGCGCACCAACGUUGAUGGACCAGGAGCGUUGGUAGGAGAAGCUGAUUUAGGGACUGGUGUGGAUACGAUUCGGCCUGUGAAGAAGGUGGACGCCGCUGGCUCUCUGAGACUAUCCGCGGAUUACGUUGGGCAGGUCAGGAGAGAGGCUAGCAACGGUUCUGCUCCGCCAUCGCCCGUUGCGUCUUCACACAAACGGCGGGCCAGUGAGAUGGGGAAAGCUGGUAGAUCAAUAGUGGACGAAAUCGUAAUCCCAAUAAUCAACAAUGCCACUAGAGAUGACAUGGACGCCCGGGAGAUUGAGUCGCUCAGUAUGCUGUCACGGGGGUUCGCCGAGCUCAGAGACGCGAACCCAGAACUGGCCUACAGCGUCGUACUCGACAUCCUGUCGGGGAUCAAUGACAAUUCUGUCAAGCAACAUAUUCAGACUUCUCGCGGCUUGUUCCCCCACAAGCGUAUCAUACGCAAGAGUGAGAUGACGUCGAAGGGUCUCGUUGUGACCGAAGUUCAGGAAGAAGUCUCGGGUCUACCUUCGACUUCAGGACCUCCAUCCCCGGACGCCGUAGCGUCAUCGGCUGCAUCGACGAAGAGUGACGGUUCCUCUGGCGCUCGUAAAUCACCGAUAGCCGAAUUAUUAUAUAUGCGAUGGUUAGAAGGUCUCAAGCUUAAGUGGCCCAGUCUCAUGUAA
Molecule: messenger RNA, 2112 nt
Organism: Pleurotus ostreatus (oyster mushroom)
Lineage: Eukaryota; Fungi; Basidiomycota; Agaricomycetes; Agaricales; Pleurotaceae
Exons: 5
Coding region: 1-2112 (703 amino acids)
Biological process (GO): protein phosphorylation
Molecular function (GO): protein kinase activity; ATP binding
Source: RefSeq, a predicted model, not a curated record